AUGGAGCCGGGCAGCGCCCUUCCCAACGCCUCGGGUAACGGCAGCGGCGCCAGCAGUGCCCCACACUCACCCGCAGCCACGGGGCUCAUCUUGCUGGCAGCCCUGGCCGUCCUGCUGGCCACGCUGCUGGGCAACGCUCUGGUGGUGGUGGCCAUCUCCACCAGCCGGGCCCUGCAAGCCCCACAGAACCUCUUCCUCGUGUCCCUGGCCUCGGCAGACAUCCUGGUGGCCGUCCUCGUGCUGCCCUUCUCGCUGGCCAACGAGGUGAUGGGCUACUGGUACUUUGGCGGGCUGUGGUGCAGCCUGUACCUGGCGCUGGACGUGCUGCUGUGCACGGCGUCCAUCGGGCACCUCUGCGCCAUCAGCCUUGACCGCUACUGGGCCGUGACACGGGCGGCGCGGCUCAACCUGCGCCGGGACCCGCGGAGGGUCAGGGCCAUGAUCGGGGCGGUGUGGGCGGCAGCGGCCCUGGUGGCACUGCCACCCCUCCUGCGGCCGCGGCCGGGCGGGCGGGAGUGCCAGCUGAGCCAGGAGACCUGGUACGUGCUGGCCUCCUGCGCCGCCUCCUUCUUCGUGCCCUGCCUCGUCAUGGUGGCCGUGUACUGCCGCAUCUACUGCCUGACCGCCGGGCGCACGGCCGCCCUGCUCGCUGCCCGCUCCCCGCGCCCUGCCAGCGGUGACGGAAAGGUGUCGGGUGUGGGGAUGCUGAGAUGGCGCCGUCGGAGCCAGCACCAGAGCGUGCUGCUGUGCCGCCGGCGGCUGGUGAGGGCGAGGGAGCGGCGCUUCACCGUGGUGCUGGCUGUGGUGAUGGGCGCCUUCGUGCUGUGCUGGUUCCCCUUCUUCUUCACCUACAGCCUGGGGGCUCUCUGUGGGCAGGGCUGCCGUGUCUCCAAGCCCCUCUUCAACUUCUUCUUCUGGAUCGGCUACUGCAACAGCAGCGUCAACCCCCUCAUCUACACCCUCUUCAACCGGGACUUCCGAGCUGCCUUCCGCCGGCUCCUGGCCGUCCCGCACCGGCGCCGCUCUUAG
This is a messenger RNA of Melospiza georgiana, 1029 nucleotides long. RefSeq names its product alpha-2Db adrenergic receptor-like. Bases 1 to 1029 code for a protein of 342 amino acids. Gene Ontology annotation, cellular component: membrane. NCBI's taxonomy places the organism in Eukaryota, Metazoa, Chordata, Aves, Passeriformes, Passerellidae. Gene Ontology annotation, biological process: adenylate cyclase-activating adrenergic receptor signaling pathway. The transcript has a single exon. Gene Ontology annotation, molecular function: adrenergic receptor activity. The record is from RefSeq and is a predicted model, not a curated record.